Molecule: messenger RNA, 645 nt
Organism: Heterobasidion irregulare TC 32-1
Lineage: Eukaryota; Fungi; Basidiomycota; Agaricomycetes; Russulales; Bondarzewiaceae
Exons: 2
Coding region: 1-645 (214 amino acids)
Source: RefSeq, a predicted model, not a curated record
AUGCUUGUUGCGCCAUCUAGGAUGUGGUUGUCUCACUUGAACCCCUUCGCAAAACAGGGUCGCAAUCUUUCUGGCAAAGUCAGCCUCUUUCCAAAGAGUUACACGCAGCCUGCACCACCAUCAGAAACUCCGGCCCCUUUAUCACUGUCAUUAGACGUAUUUGACACUAGCCGUUCAAGCCCCAAGCUCAGGGACCUUGAUGGCACCACUUCCAUGAAAGGCUCGAGAGAAGACAGCGAGAUCAUGCGUGCCACAAUGAUGGAUGUGCAGAAGGCCAUCGAGCAGCUUGGGCAUGACAACUGUUAUGGCACUUGCAGCAUCGUAUUCUCAAGUGUCCAGGAGGGCAAUUCGACUGACAACGAGACCGAGACCGACACAGACGCCAAAGGGGACAAUUUCUAUAAGGACGCUCAGCAGAAACUGGCUGAGAAGACAAGACAGCAGGUAGAAGAGGAGAGGGUGCGCGAGGAGGCUGAAAUGCAGAGGCUGACGACAUCAUCAGUGCUCCCGAUCGAGGUGGAAGUCAGUGACAAGAGCAAAGACAAGGAGGAGGAGCAUGAGGUUACUCAGCAUCGGUUAAAGCAUCCCCAUAUCUUGGAGGAAGAAGACGAGGACAAGACAAAACAUUUCUCCCUGCCCAUCUAA